Purpureocillium lilacinum is the source of this 2184-nucleotide messenger RNA. RefSeq lists its product as uncharacterized. Gene Ontology annotation, cellular component: nucleus. Gene Ontology annotation, molecular function: RNA binding; metal ion binding. The record is from RefSeq and is a predicted model, not a curated record. Gene Ontology annotation, biological process: negative regulation of DNA-templated transcription. NCBI's taxonomy places the organism in Eukaryota, Fungi, Ascomycota, Sordariomycetes, Hypocreales, Ophiocordycipitaceae.
AUGGUCUCGGACGAACACUACGAACUAUGCUUGCCCAUACUGCAGGAUCCUACACUCGAGGAUGAGGAUAAGACCGACAGACUCGAGGAGCUCCUAAAGAAGGAGACGAACCUUACGGGUUCGUCUCUGGACAAUGUCGUACUCGAUGCCCUAUGGCGAUAUCGCGAAGCGGGAGGUGCCUCGACUUCGCCUACUCCCAUCAGACAGUCAAUCCUCCGCCGGCCGUCCCCCGCUUCGUGGCGCGGAUCUCCGACUCCAAUGUCCGGAUCACCGCGUCUCGGUGUGAGUCCACUUGCCCCUCCAGGAUUUGUGCCUUCGACAUUCGGCCGGGCCAAAUCGUUGACUGCAUCACCGUUUUCAUCUCCACGAGCGUCUCCCCGUCUGGCUCUUGCCACACCCGUCAUCCCUCAUAGCCCGAACCUCAACGCCUAUGAAUUCGCAAGCGACUCCACACCUGCCACGGAAAUUCUGGGCGACUACCAAGCCGAGAACGUGGAGUGGCUGGUAAGCGACGAUGCAGCUAGUGUCUCCUCGUCGGUCGGAACCCCGAGUGGCCUCAACGCCGCUGCGCCAGAGUUCUCUUCCAUGUCUUCGCAGCAGACCGACAUGUCUCCCUAUGACAUGCUUCGGUCUAUACUCGGACAGGCCCGUACAGAUGAAGAGAUCGAGUCCGCCUUGGCCAUGCAUGGCUACGACCUCAGUGCCACCAUUGCUGCUAUAAUGGAGGCUCAGGGUCAGGAAGGCGGCUUGGCGCCCGUGCCCGUGGAGGAGCCCAAGGGCGUCUUAAUUGGCAAGUCCAUCUACUCGGAUGGCCGUCCCUCAACACCCUCAGGCCCUCCGAAGUCCGGUGUCAUCUGUAAAUUCUUCAUGUCCACGGGUCAGUGUCUCCGCGCAGAUUGCCGCUUCAGCCACGAGCUCAGCAGCCAUUUAUGCAAAUAUUGGGUGACGGGGAAUUGUCUUGCCGGCGACACUUGCAUCUUUUCCCAUGACCCUUCAAAACUGCUCAGCAAGCUGUCACUCGAGGAAGCUGGCGCGAACAAGGGCCAGGGUAACCCCCAGCUACAUGACCCGAACUCGUUCCCAGCCCUCCAGCAAGACAGCCCGUCUCUACGGCCAGCUACCUUGGCGCUUGCAGGCUUCAACCCCCCGCCUGGCCCACGAAGCUUUCUCGGCACGGAGAGCCCGCGAUUGAGAUCCAGGCCCGGAAGCCGGCAGCAGGCCAAGGACAUCACCGUGGCUGCUCCAGCCAUAGACGACAACGAGGCUUUUCCAUCCCUUGGAUCUGCGUCCGUCCGGCAAGGAAAGAAACAUCACGGAAAGCGAGGUGGCCACGGCCACAACCACAAGGAGAACCUCGCUCCGAGCUCGCUCGCGGAUAUUGUCAAGCGGUCACCAUCGCCCACUCCGGGGCCAUCCCGCCCUGAAUCCAGGAGGUCUGGGACGAAUGGAGCUGCAGCCUCGGGCCGGACCGGUGAAAAUAGCCCAGCCGCGCAGGCCAUUCCGAGCCCAAAGCACAUUCCUUGGCUAGAGACGGGUGAACGAGCCAACAAGGCUUAUCUGAAGGCUCGCCAAGAAGCUAUCAAGCAUGGGGGCCUUCGAAAUAAGUUUCUCCAGAGCGCGGCGCAAGCAUGGAACCGCAAUGAUGCGAGAGCCGCUAAGGCCUUGAGCCUUCGAGGGCAGAGCGAGAACGAUCUGAUGCGCAAGGCACAUCGGGAGGCGGCGCGCGAGCUUUACGAACAUCGAAACAAGGGCGGCCUUGGCAACUCUUUGGAGAUCUACGUCGACUUGCAUGGCCUCCACCCUGAGGAAGCGGUCGAGUACCUCGAGAAGGUUCUGAUGGAAAACAGCAAAGAAUCGAAGCCCGUCUACGCCAUCACGGGCACAGGCCACCAUAGUAAGAACGGCAAGGACAAGGUGGGCAGGGCUAUCCGCAAUUUUCUCAACGAAUGGCGGUAUGCGUACCGCGAGUUCUCCGUACCGGGGGACCGCAACAGCAUGGGUGGCAUCCUCGGUAUCGACAGCCGUAGCUGGGAUAAGUCGCUCACGCGAGACGGGGGAGGUGGCGCUGCGCUCACCGAGGACAAGGAGGAGGUUGAUAUUCUGAGUCAGGGCGUGGAGAUCGGAGACGGCAAGGUCAGGCUGCUUGUGCGGGAUCCUCCCAAGGGCCCAAGCGGCAAGCGGUGA